Megalopta genalis is the source of this 1700-nucleotide messenger RNA. RefSeq names its product tRNA pseudouridine(38/39) synthase. Gene Ontology annotation, molecular function: pseudouridine synthase activity; RNA binding. Gene Ontology annotation, cellular component: cytoplasm; nucleus. The record is from RefSeq and is a predicted model, not a curated record. Gene Ontology annotation, biological process: mRNA pseudouridine synthesis; tRNA pseudouridine synthesis. Lineage: Eukaryota; Metazoa; Arthropoda; Insecta; Hymenoptera; Halictidae.
CAGUCAAAACAAUAGUCUUAACCUAACCUCUAGAAAGGAGUUAAUCUUUAUACGUUGCUAAAAGUUAUAAGUUAUUUCGAAUUAUAAAUCAUCAACUGUAAUCUAUAAAUUAUUUGUACAAAGUAUUUAUACAUCUUUCUUCAUUGUAUAUAAUAAUUACGCAUAAUAUUUACUUCCCGAUAUUAUUUGACGGUUGCGGUAACCUAAAACUCGAUUGUUUAUUACUAUAGAUAAUUAAGCAUGUUAUGAUAUGUAUCAGAUUAUUUCUGUUUCGUAAACAUAUCUGCAUCAAAACGAACAAUAAACAAUAUCUACGUUAUCAUAAGCAGUGAACAGUGUUUCGAUAAACACGUAAACAAUCGAUGGAAACAACAAUUACAUGAAUCAUAUCAAAUAUGUCAACAGAAAAAAAGCAAACAAUAUGUUUAAUAAAAGAUUUGAAACUACUUGACAAAUCCGAAUUGAUAGAAAAAAUAAUAAGACUAGAAGAAAACAACAAACAAUUAAAAGCCACAGUUAACAGGUUAAACAAAAAAUCAAAACUCAAUACUGUUACUAAAUCAAAAAGGCCAUUCGAUUUCACAAAAUGCACCAAAAGACACAUUCUUCUGAAAUUUUAUUAUCUAGGAUGGGAUUACAAUGGUUUCGUUGUGCAAGAUAGUAUCAACGACACCAUAGAAGAUCAUUUAUUCGCUGCACUGACAAAAAGCUGUUGUAUAGAGUUUCGAGAAACUUCAAAUUACCAUAGAUGUGGUAGAACAGACAAAGGUGUCAGUUCUUUCUCACAGGUAAUUUCAAUUGACGUACGAAGCAGAUUAAAACUCGAGGAUCAACACAAGUUAAAUGAAGAACUACCAUAUUGCAAGAUGUUAAAUAGGUUACUACCUUCGAGCAUAAGAUGCACUGCAUGGUGUCCUGUUCCACAAAAUUUCUCUGCAAGAUUUGACUGCAAAUUUCGAACCUACAAGUACUUUUUUCCAAGGGGAAGUCUGAAUAUAGAAGCCAUGGACCAGGCAGUGAAGUACACCAUAGGAGAGCAUGAUUUUCGUAAUAUCUGUAAAAUGGAUGUAGCAAACGGAGUCACCAAUUAUAAGAGAACGGUGCUCGAUGCGAAAGUAUUGUUGCACAGAGCAGAUUGUAGAAACAUUCCAGCAUACGAUAUGUGUGAAAUGAAUAUAAAGAGUCAUGCAUUCUUAUGGCAUCAGAUUCGCUGUUUGAUGGGAAUUCUAUUGCUUGUCGGUCAAGGAAAAGAGCAACCAGAGGUUAUUACAGAGCUUUUAGACAUUGUUAAUUGCCCUAGGAAACCGCAAUACAAUUUGGCUCACGAGUUACCAUUGAAUCUUUGGUAUUGUGAAUACGAUGUUAACGAGUGGUACAAUGAUAAGGAAGAACUAAUGAAUACAAUAAAAACACUACAGAAAGACUGGACCAUCAAUACAAUCAAAUCUGUUAUGAUAGAAAACAUGUUGUCUGAUUUAGAAACGAUUAUGGACUCUAAUGAUUUAGUUUCUCAGAGCGACUCGCUGCUGCUAGGUGUACAAUCAAGGAUUUAUCAACCACUAUUGAAGAGAGUCACCUGCGAUAGUUUGGAAACCAAGAUAGAACACUACGACAACAAAAGGAAGAGAAAAGAAUAAUAUACGACGAUUAAAGAAAUGUACAGACCAUUUUAAGUCAAUAAAUUAUAUAGUAAAUUCGUA